This is a messenger RNA of Leptinotarsa decemlineata (Colorado potato beetle), 1041 nucleotides long. It is a transcript of the gene IFT57, whose product is annotated as Intraflagellar transport 57. Gene Ontology annotation, biological process: intraciliary transport; non-motile cilium assembly. Gene Ontology annotation, cellular component: intraciliary transport particle B; Golgi apparatus; microtubule organizing center. Lineage: Eukaryota; Metazoa; Arthropoda; Insecta; Coleoptera; Chrysomelidae. The record is from RefSeq and is a predicted model, not a curated record.
AUUGUCAGUGUCAGCUGUCACAUUGAUAGAUUCAAAAUCAAACAACAACAACAAAUCGAAUUAAUUUUGAUAUCUCAAAGUUGAAUAUAUUUAUUGAAGAAAAAAUGAUACGAGGAGAACAGAAAAUCAUUUCUGAAAAAGAACAACAGUCCUCCUUUGUUGCAUUCGCACAAAUGGAAGACUUGCUGGACAAAUUGAAACUGCUUAAUUAUGAAUCUGAAUUUUUGAGGGACCUUAAAAUAAAGCCAAUACACAAGUACUAUUUUGUAGUGAUCAAAAACCCAGGGGAACAAUUUUACCUUUUUUCGCUGUUGGCAGCAUGGCUUGCCAGAAAAAGCGGAAAGAAUUUUCCACAACCUCAGGAAUUUGACGAUCCAAAUGAAACCAUAGAAAAAAUAUUAAAACAGGUCAAAGAUAAUGGAAUGGCUGUUGAUUUUCCUCCGAGUAAAUUGAAACAAGGUGUAGGAGAACAAGUGGUUCAAGUUCUGGAUAAUCUAGCCAACUUGGCAAUUAAACAUAAUAAUAUUCUUUUGAAAAAGCCCAAACCACCGGAGGAGAAAGAAGAAGAAACUGAAGUUUUCCAAGACGAAUCAGAAAUAAACCUUGAUCGCGUUGAAGAGGAGAUGAUGGCAGCUUAUUCUGAUGAUUCGGAUGAGGAGAACAUCUUUCGGUUAGACNUUUAUCUGGAGGAAACCUCGAAUUUUGACCUAAUUCUGAUUUUUUUUCUAAGAAUGAAACACUAUUCCCCCCUGGUGAAUAUCAAGAAAGCCGUCGCCAAAGUAAAGGCAGAAAUAACCGAGAUGGACGUCAGAAUCGGUGUACUGGAGUGUGUGCUACUCCAGAUGAAAAUCAGCGAAGAGAAACAGAUCGAGAACGAGUUUGGACAAUCUAUUUCGGUGUUUUAGACCAGUCACUUUUAUUGUAUUCAUAUUCUAGUCAAACACGUCGCAUUUCGCGAAGGUUCUCUUGAAUGUAGGAAAUCAGUCAGGUUGGAACUAUUUUUACAUUGAUUUUGAAUAAAAAAUUUCGGUAUAUUUCCAA